Molecule: messenger RNA, 4440 nt
Organism: Dissoconium aciculare CBS 342.82
Lineage: Eukaryota; Fungi; Ascomycota; Dothideomycetes; Mycosphaerellales; Dissoconiaceae
Product: patatin-domain-containing protein
Exons: 1
Coding region: 1-4440 (1479 amino acids)
Biological process (GO): lipid metabolic process
Cellular component (GO): endoplasmic reticulum
Molecular function (GO): phosphatidylcholine lysophospholipase A1 activity
Source: RefSeq, a predicted model, not a curated record
AUGAUCGCUGGCCUGUUCUUGGGUAUCUUCACAGUGGUCCCAAGUUUGCUAUAUUGGACAGUCUCUUUCGUGACCUUAACGCUGCCGACAUGGCUAUUUUCGUUUUUGUCGACCAGUCUGACUUUCACUAUGAACAUGACGACCCUUCUAUUGUUGUUAUUGGUCUUCGCCUCGGCCGUGAGCUGGUUCGUCAGGUACCGGUUCCUCAACAUGUACGCUCGCCUCCCUCCGGAGCCGCAGCGUAAGGAUCCCGAAGUCGAAGUCUUCCCAGACUCUCAGGAAACAGACUCCAAGCCUGGCCUGGCGAAUUACUUUGAUGAGUUCCUCUCGGCAAUCAAAGUUUUCGGAUAUCUGGAACGACAAGUCUUCCACGAGUUGACUAGAUCUAUGCAAACCCGAAAGCUCAUCGCAGGUGAAACUUUGCUGUUGGAGGAAGAAAAGGGGUUUUGCUUGGUUGUGGACGGGCUGGUGCAAAUUUUCGUCAAGUCAAAUCGAUCCAGCGAUGCAGAUGCCUUCGCCGAGCCAAACUUUGUAGAGGACGAGAUACACGACGAGAAGUCCCAGAGCAAUCGCAAUUAUCAGCUUCUAACUGAAGUGAAGAAUGGUGCUCCAAUGUCAUCCUUAUUCUCAAUCCUAGCCUUGUUCACAGACAACGUCAAGCUGCGGUACCACGAGGAGGACGAUUCCGUCACGACUCAAGGUCCCAGUCCAUCAAAUCGGCAGCGUCCUCGUCAUGCCCAUUCAGUCGACGAAGAUUUCGCCAAUGAGUCUGGUGCCAACAGCCCGGCGACAUGGACAUCACGUCCAUCAUCACGGCACCGAGCUUCCUCAAAUAUGGCACUGACAGUUUCGGGCAAUGUUAUGAGAGAUCCUCCCCCUUUGGCGUUAGACUCUGGUGCAGAACCAUCACAUCUCCAUCCGAGCAGAGGCCCAGGUUUCUCGCGGAGCAGUAGCUAUCGACAGUCUAAGCUCAAACAGCAAGCUUCUGCACAUCCAGACAUUGUGGCUCGGGCUACUGUAGAUACAACAAUUGCAAUCAUCCCCGCAAGUGCCUUUCAUCGCAUUACUAAGAUGUUCCCGAAGGCCACUGCCGACAUUGUCCAUGUGAUUCUCACUCGCCUGCAGCGCGUGACACUCGCAACUGCUCACGCCUACCUCGGCUUGACGAGCGAAGUCUUACGUACGGAACGUCUGAUGGAUCGCUAUACGUGCUACGAUCUUCCAGACUUCCUUCGUGGUCAGCCUUUGGAGCGUCUAAAGGAUAAAUUUCGCCAAGAGCACGAACGUAUCGGACCCGAAAAUGGCAUGAAAGGCAUCGCAUUACAUAAUCCGCAGGUCGCGUCCCGAAGACGAACAACAAGCACAGUCAAGCGCGACGCUGCGAUACAGGCUCGAUUCGCUGCGCGUCAUGGGUCGCUGGCGAUUGCUGACAUGUACACAGAACGUAAUGGCAUCAGUCCUGGCGAUCUGCUUACGAAUAUGCACACUGCUCGAGCACCUGGCCGCCGCAGUCAACCGGGAAGCUUUUCGCAGCCCUACUCGGCUCCAAAGUCUCUACAUGCUGGUGAUGCCCUCAGCCCAGCAAGCCACAAGCAACGGGAUCCGUUCGAGCCACGAAAUAGCCCCAGGGCCACGAUACAUCGACAAGAGUCUAUGGACGAAGACUUGUUGUUCAGGGAGUCUAUUAUGGAAUGUAUGACAAAGGCCAUCGGAUUGCGGAAUGGCAAAGACUCAGGACGACGUCCCGAGUCCGUCGCUCAAUCGCCUCGUCUCGUGUCUUAUGAUUCUAAGCGGCAAAGUGCAGUAUUUAACAAUGCCUUUGGGUUCCUAGACCCUUUUGAAGGAUAUAUGGAUGAUGCGGAAUCUGCUGCUUCUGUAUCUGCCUUCAGCUUUGGCGGCUCGGCCAACAUUCUCGAAGAUCUAAAGAAUGAAAUAGAGAUUGUCUUCUUCCCUAAGGGCUCGGUCUUGAUCGAAGAAGGCGAGCGAAAUCCAGGGCUUUAUUAUGUAAUUGACGGUUUCCUGGAUGUCAGCGCCUCGGUCGAUGAACACGAGGCUCGAUCGAACAUCCUCGGAACAAUGGAGCAGCCCGACGACGACGAUGAUGCCAUCCGCCUGCCAGCAUUCAGCAACAGAGGCCGAACCCCAGACAAUAAACGACCGAAAUCAGCAGGAAAGGAACAUCAUCGACGAAGGCGGACGGGUCAGGCACGGAAAAGCCUGUUCCUGAUCAAACCGGGAGGAAUAGCCGGGUAUCUUGGUGCUGUGUCCUCGUACCGGUCUUUCAUUGACGUCAGGGCUCAGACCGAUGUUUAUGUUGGUUUCCUUCCACGGACCGCUGUGGAGAAGAUCGUUGAAAGAUAUCCUAUUGUCUUGCUCACGAUGGCAAAACGUCUGACGAGUCUGCUCCCACGACUGAUCCAACACAUCGACUUUGCUCUUGAGUGGGUCCAGGUCAGCGCCGGGCAAGCCAUUUACCACCAGGAACAGGAAAGUGAUGCCAUUUAUAUCGUACUAAAUGGCCGGUUGAGAGCUAUCCAAGAAGAAGACAAUGGGUCCAUGAGAGUUAUUGGGGAAUAUGGACAAGGAGAGAGUGUGGGUGAAUUGGAAGUAUUAACAGAAACGACCCGCCAGGCAACGCUCCAUGCCAUUCGAGACACUGAACUUGCCAAAUUCCCAAAGGCUUUAUUCAACAGCCUUGCUCAAGAACACCCAGGCAUCACUAUCAAGAUAUCCAAGAUCAUCGCGUCUCGGAUGAGAACUUUGCUUGACACGUCGUUCAACGAGAAAACCCAUGACAGUAGAAUGGCUUACUCUCGCUCCGGUGGAAGAUCUAACCUCAAUUUACGCACUGUUGCGAUCAUACCUUGUUCAGCUGGCGUCCCAGUUGUCGAUUUUGGUCAUAAGCUUCAAAACGCUCUGAACCAAGUCGGUACACCAAGCGGCGUGGCGGUACUCACUCAGUCCACCAUUUUAAAUCACUUAGGACGGCACGCCUACAGUAAGAUCGGAAAGCUGAAGCUUUCCCAGUACCUCGCUGAUCUGGAAGAACGUUACGGUUUGGUUCUCUAUGUCGCCGACACAACUGUGAAAUCUCCGUGGACUCAAACUUGCAUCAAUCAAGCCGAUUGCAUCUACCUCGUCGGGCUAGCAGACGGUUCGCCUGCGAUUGGUGAGUAUGAGAGAUUUUUGCUCACGACCAAGACCACCGCCCGCAAGGAGUUGGUCCUUUUGCAUGCUGAGCGAUAUUGUCCCUCGGGCAUAACACGGGCCUGGUUGAAGAAUCGUCCCUGGAUCAACGGAGGGCACCACCAUGUUCAUCUGGCCGUUAGAUCAGCACCCGAGCCUGCCAGUCAACAGCCGAAUAAUUUUGGGGACGUCUUAAAGCAACGCGUCCAGGUGCUGCAAGCUGAGAUUCACAAAUAUACUUCUCGAAGAGUCCGGCAAACACCACUGUACUCAUCUGAAACGCCUUUCAAAGGUGAUUUUCAUCGUCUGGCUAGAAGGCUUUGCGGCAAAUCUGUUGGUCUUGUUCUUGGCGGUGGUGGUGCCAGAGGCCUUGCCCAUGUCGGCAUCAUUCGAGCACUGGAAGAAGCUGGAUUGCCGAUUGACAUCAUUGGAGGCACUUCGAUUGGUGCAUUCGUCGGAGCGGUUUAUGCACAAGACGCGGAUGUCGUUCCCAUGUACGGCCGAGUCAAAAGGUUUUCCGGACGUAUGGGCAGUGCUUGGCGCUUCGCUCUGGAUCUCACAUACCCAUCAGCUUCGUACACUACUGGCCACGAAUUCAAUCGUGGCAUCUUCAAGAUCUUCGGCGAUAGCCAGAUCGAGGAUUUUUGGCUGGAAUUCUACUGCAAUUCGACCAACAUCUCGAACUCACGACCAGAAAUUCAUACGAGUGGAUAUGUCUGGCGGUACGUUCGUGCAUCCAUGUCCCUGGCUGGUUUGUUGCCGCCCAUGUGCGAUGAAGGCCACAUGCUGCUUGACGGUGGCUACACGGACAACCUAACAGUCUCGCAUAUGCGUACAUUGGGUGCUGAUCGAAUCUUCGCCGUUGACGUCGGCGCAGUAGACGACGACAGCCCACAAGACUACGGCGACAGUCUGUCGGGAUUCUGGGCAUCCAUAAACCGCUGGAACCCAUUCUCCUCCCAUCCUAAUCCGCCGACUCUGGCGGAAAUCCAGGCGAGGUUGGCAUACGUGAGCUCCGUUGACAACCUUGAGCGUGCGAAGAACAUUCCAGGCUGCCACUACAUGCGCCCUCCGAUCGAGGCGUAUGGUACCUUGGACUUUGGGAAAUUUGACGAAAUCUAUCAGGUGGGAUACCAAUUCGGUAAGAAGUACCUCGCUGAUCUCAGGGAAGAGGGACUUUUGCCGGGUUUUGAAGAGACCGAAGAGAAGCGAAACCUACGGCGGACAAUGGCUCCGAGGCGCGCCAGUAUAUGA